Paramisgurnus dabryanus is the source of this 8006-nucleotide messenger RNA. The record is from RefSeq and is a predicted model, not a curated record. NCBI's taxonomy places the organism in Eukaryota, Metazoa, Chordata, Actinopteri, Cypriniformes, Cobitidae.
UGAAUCUAUGAUGUAUUUAUAUAAACUCUUUAGGUGAACAGUGGAUUUUUUUGAAAAGGUGCAGACUCAGCUAUGGAACAUUUUUGACCAUUUUUCUGACAGUAUGGGCGGAUGCGCUUUCCAUCCUGCAUCUCUGCGGCUCCAGGUGCAGAGUCCCGCCCCCGUUCUGCAAUGUGACGCGAGGCUCACUCAAAGCGUCGGAGAAAGGGUUGGAAGGCGGCUUGAAUAGUCAUCCAGUCCGAGGUGCGCAUGCGCGGCGCUGCAGCGAUGUUUCCGCUUUGAGUGGAAAAGGGGAGGUAGAGAGAGGGAUUUGGAGACGCAGCAGGACGCCGAGUCUGGAAAGAUUAAAGGGACACCCCGCAAACGCUCACGCAAAAAACUUCCAACGUUCAAGUCCAGCCAUGGAGGAUAUGGUGACAAGCAGUUAAAAUGUGAGCUGUAAAGAGACGGGCUGCAAAAACGAGCGAGAGCGGUUAUUUCCCCUCAUCGUUCACGGGUGAUCUCGAGUCCCUCCGUGUCGCGCGCACCGGGGGAAAAUGAAGAAGUUUAAUAUCCGUAAGGUGCUGGACGGUUUGACGGCCGUGUCGUCUCCCACUCCAUCUCCUCACCCCGGGGCCAAGGAGAACGAUCUUAUCCCGGAGACGAUCCAGUCUGAACACUUUCAGCUCUGUAAGACCGUACGCCAUGGCUUCCCCUACCAGCCUUCCUCUAUGGCAUUCGACCCCGUCCAGAAGAUUUUGGCCAUUGGGACUCAGAGCGGAGCUUUACGAUUAUUUGGCCGACCCGGUGUGGAGUGUUACUGUCAGCAUGAGAGCGGAGCAGCCGUCAUCCAGCUACAGUUUCUCAUAAAUGAGGGGGCGCUGGUGAGUGCUUUGGCCGAUGAUAGUAUUCACCUGUGGAACCUGCGGCAGAAGAGACCAGCUGUACUGCACUCACUCAAGUUCAACAAGGAGAGGAUAACAUUCUGUCAUCUGCCCUUCCAAAGUAAAUGGCUGUAUAUCGGCUCAGAACGAGGAAACAUCCACAUUGUUAAUGUGGAGUCAUUUACCCUCUCAGGAUAUACUAUCAUGUGGAACAAAGCCAUUGAACUGUCCUCCAAGGCCCACCCUGGCCCAGUGGUUCACAUUAGUGACAAUCCUAUGGAUGAGGGCAAGCUCAUAAUAGGAUUUGAGUCUGGGAUCGUAGUGCUGUGGGAUUUGAAAUCAAAAAGAGCUGAGUCCCGCUACACUUACGAUGAGGCGAUCCAUUCUGUGGCCUGGCAUCACGAAGGAAAGCAGUUUAUCUGUAGUCACUCAGACGGCACGCUGACCAUAUGGAAUAUAAAGUCGCCGGCCAAGCCUGCACAGACAAUCACGCCACACGGAAAGCAGCCUAAAGAUGGAAAAAAGCCAGAACCUUGCAAACCCAUUCUUAAAGUAGAGUAUAAGACCACAAGAGCAGGGGAUCCAUUUAUGAUAUUCUCUGGUGGUUUGUCAUACGAUACCGUCGGUCGACGGCCGUGUUUGACAGUAAUGCACGGAAAGAGCACGGCAGUACUGGAGAUGGACUAUCCCAUUGUAGAUUUUCUCACCUUGUGUGAAACGCCAUAUCCUAGCGAUUUUCAGGAACCGUACGCUGUUGUGGUUCUUCUGGAGAAGGAUUUAGUUGUUAUUGACCUCGCACAAAACGGUUAUCCUAUCUUUGAAAACCCAUACCCCAUGACGAUUCAUGAGUCCCCCGUGACGUGCUGUGAGUACUUAGCCGAUUGUCCUGUGGACCUCAUACCUGCACUUUAUUCUGUUGGGUCUCGCCAGAAACGACAGGGCUACAGCAAAAAGGAAUGGCCUAUCUGUGGAGGAAACUGGGGCCUGGGCACACAAAGCUACCCUGAAAUAAUAAUAACUGGGCAUGCAGAUGGUUCAGUGAAGUUUUGGGAUGCCUCAGCAAUAAUGCUCCAGGUGCUGUAUAAACUAAAGACAGCCAAAGUGUUUGAGAAGGUGCGAUGUAAAGAGGACAAACCCAGCACAGAGAUCGUGGAUGAGGAUCCGUUCGCCAUUCAGUUGAUGUCUUGGUGUCCCGAGAGUCGUAUGCUUUGUGUUGCUGGUGUCUCGGCUCACAUUAUUAUAUACAGAUUCAGCAAACAGGAAAUCACCACAGAGGUUGUGCAGUUACUAGAGGUUAGAUUACAGUACGAGUUAAAUGAUCUGGAGUCUCCAGACAUGGGCGGAGAUCAGACACCAGCUCAUCACACUCCAAGCACCUCCCCCAGUCCACAAAACGCCACCCCUCAGACACACCCUUCAACUAGCAGCAACUCUUCCGAUGGGAUGAGAGACAACAUCCCCUGUCUCAAGGUACGCAGCAGUCCUCUGAAACAGUCUCCUGGAUAUCAGGUGGAGCUGGUGGUACAGCUGGUGUGGGUCAGUGGAGAGCCGCCCCAGCAGAUCAGCAGCCUGGCCAUCAAUUCCAGCUACGGCUUGGUGGUGUUUGGUAAUAGUAAUGGUCUGGCAGUAGUGGAUUACUUACAGAAGACAGUUCUGUUAAAUAUGGGAAUUAUGGAGUUGUAUGGCUCUAGUGACCCCUACCAGAGACAACCACGAUCUCCUCGCAAGAGCCGGCAACCUUCAGGAGGGCUGUGUGACAUAAAUGAAGGCUCAGCCACUUCAGAAGACCGCUGUAAAUCCCCCACCUCAGUCUUGAUGUCAAACCAUCAGCAGUUCUACAAUGGAGGAGGGAGAGGAGCAAAGAUGUCACGGAAAUUAAGCUUGCCUACUGAGCUAAAGCCAGACUUGGUCCUACUCUCUGUAUGUCCCCCGCGGAAUGCCGUACCCCUAGACAACAGGGACAACUCCUUCAGCCGCUCGCGGAGCUCCAGCGUUACCAGCAUCGACAAAGAAUCACGAGAGGCCAUCACCUGCUUUUAUUUCUGCGAGACAUACACACGCAAAGUAGACGGCGGCCUUACGCCUAGUUUGUGGGUUGGCACCUCCUUGGGCACGCUGUUGGCCAUCUCUCUCAACAUGCCCCCUGCUGGAGAACAGAGACUUCUGCAGCCAGUCAUCGUCUUCCCUAGCGGCACUUUUAUCAGGUUGAAAGGUGGCAUCCUUCGGAUGGCCUUCCUGGAUUCUACAGGGUCUCUCCUCCCUCCUGCUUUGGAGCCGUGGUACGAAACCAACGCCCCUGCCAACGGAAAAGAAAGGGACAAGGUUCGUAAGAGACGGGCAGUGUCUGUCUCCCCAUCCGCAUCCCAGGAGCUGAACGAAAACCAGUAUGCUGUGGUGUGCUCUGAGAAACAGGCCAAAGUGAUCACCCUACCCUCUCAGAACUGCGCAUUUAAACACAACAUCACCGAAACGUCCUUCGUUCUGCGGGCAGAUGUGGUACAGAUAAACGCUGGCAUUUGUCUGGCCUGCUUUUGUGCCAAUGGACACAUCAUGACCCUCAGUCUGCCAGGGUUGAGACCGCUGCUGGAUGUAAAUUACUUGCCACUGACAGAUAUGCGGAUAGCGAGAACGUUCUGCUUCACCAACCUCGGCCAGGCCUUGUACUUGACCUCACCUACUGAGAUUCAGAGGAUCACUUACUGUCAGGAGGUCUGCGAGAACCUACAGGAGAUGCUAGGGGAGCUGUUCACUCCGGUGGAGACGCCUGAAGCUCCUAACAGGGGAUUUUUUAAGGGUCUCUUCGGAGUAGGAGCACAGUCUCUAGACAGAGAGGAACUAUUCGGAGAAACAGGGGCCGGAAGACCAUCUCGCAGUCUUGCUCAGCACAUUCCAGGUCCUGGAGGUAUAGAAGGCAUGAAGGGGGCAGCGUCUGGCAUCGUGGGUGAUCUGGCUCGAGCUCGGAUAGCACUGGAUGAGAGAGGACAGAAACUUGGCGAUGUGGAAGAGCGAACAGCAGCCAUGAUGGCCAGCGCUGACUCAUUCUCCAAACACGCACAUGAGAUGAUGCUGAAGUGUAAGGAUAAGAAAUGGUACCAAUUCUGAUCUCCAGAAAACCGCAGAGCCCAGCAGGACUCAGGAGUUCCUUUACACAGCCUUGUUCAUCUCUCUUCUGUGUCCCAUUCCCUGUCUUCAACUCUCCUCUGCUGGACCAGUGGGAUCCUUCGCUCUUUCCUAGCACAAUAUUACAUACGGUCUGCUCACAGAACUGAGGCACAGACUGAGAGAGACCCCAGUUUAAGGAACACCAUACCAUGACUGUGUCUACUCUUCUGUUUUCAUUUGUUCGUUUAAUAUUGCCAAUCCUUUCUCAUGGCGGCUUCGCAGGCCAUGAAACUCCAUUUCUUCUCUCAGUCUUUGAAUUGUUUUUGUGCUGUUGUUGGAGAGCAGUACUUAGACAAAAAAGACAAAUAAACUUAACAAACAAACAAAAAAAUACAACAAGUAAAAAACAAACACCAUAAAAAAAAUUUAAAAGUGGAAACACGCAUAAUUCUAUAUAAAUCUCCAUUAAAGUCUGUUUAUUGCCAUAUUUGCUAUGGACUGUCAAAAGGAAAACGGAAAUAUGAAGACACUGGGUGAAGAAUGGAAAGAUUCUUUAUUCACACGAAAUGAUGUCGUAACAUAAAAAAAACUUUUCGGAAGAAGAGACAUCAUCCCUUCUCCUAAAAUGUACUCAAUAUAUUUGUGUAAAAUCACUUUUUCUUAAAUUAUCUCAGUUUAUUUCAUUCCUAUUUAAAUAUUUUAUUUAUUUAUUUAUUUAUUUAUUUAUUAGCAAAGUACUAGAUCUUAAAAUAAUUCAAAUGCUUUUUGGGUGAUAUUUUUAAUUAUUGUGAAUACAAUAAUGCUUUACAUUAAAGUACCAUCUACAGAUGGUUAUAUAUGCCUGAAAGAUAAGCCAGAGGUAGAAAUGAGGCCUCUACAUGGAAAAUAAAUGGAAUUGUAAAUUAACUAUUUAGAAACCAAGCAUGGGGGUUUAUUCAUGGUAUUUUCAUGUGAUACAUUAUACAGAUGUGUCAACGUUUUAUGAAACUCAGCACAGAAAAUAUCUGGUCUCGGCAGAGUUGUGAAAGGAGGCAAAUGUGAAGGGUUUGCUCACCCAAAAGUACAAAUUUUGUCAUUAUUUACUCACCCUUGUUUCAUUCAAACACCUGUAGUUUGUUCAUUACUCGAAACCAAACCGAGCCUUUUUAAAAACGAUUGUUUUUUUGUGCUUACAAGCCAAGGAAGUGGUUUGUGACUACCUCGUCUCAAGCUGCAAAAUAAAUCCAUGUGAAUUCUUCGCAAGAAAUGUAAUUUUAAAUGAUGUGUAUCAACCACAACAUACAGUAUCAGCAAUAUCCACAUGAAACUAUAGAAGUGCACAGAAAAUAAAGGUGCUUCAAAAUGCCAUUCAAGAACCAUUUCUGGUUCUCUAUCCAACCUUUAACAUCCAAAUAAUUUUUCUGUAUAAAAAAGGUCUGUAUAGAAAUGGUUAUUUGAAGAACCCUUGACUAAAUGGCAUUGCUGUGAAAAACUUUGCUGUGAAAUUUUUUUAAGCACCUUUAUUUUUAAGAGUGAAUUCCAUUGGUCAAGACUGUUUGUGUUCAUUUUAAAUAAUAAAGAAAACCAUUGAGGGUUUGGAUGAGCAAAUAUUGACCAAAUGUUCAUUUUUGGGUGAACCAACCAUAAAAAAAAAACGUAUCUAUCAGUCAUUGAAUGGAGACAGCCAUAUAGAUUUCAAUAGCUUGAACAUUUGUUGUUAUUUUAAGACUGAAAAUAAAGGUAUUGCCUCUGGGAUUUGAUUUUGGCCAUUAGACAAGUUUUCUAUUUAUCCAUACUGUAUAGACUAAACAACAUUAACAUAGACACUAGUUUACCAUGUAGAGAUUGUGCUUCAGUAAAUAUUUGGCUGAGUUUGUAGUACACAUUUCAUUUGUCAAAUUAUAAAAGCACUUAAUAUUUGGAAAUGGCUCUGUCAUACAUGUUUUCUUCAAAAUCACUUUACCACACAAAUCUGUUAAAAUCGGACUUAUCUGUGGUGACUAGAGCAAGAAACAGGGCAUAAGGUUUUCACUGACUUUGGAACGUCAUUCAUAGUUUGUGUCAUAGUAAUAUUAAUGAAACAAGCUAUAAUAUUAUCAUCGUUCUUAGAGUGAUUUUUCAUGGGUAGUACAGAUAAUGAGUUUGGCUGUUUGUCUCCCGUGCUAUAGAUUAAUAUGUAUAUGCCAUACAGUAUGUUUUCAACAACAUCACCAUACUGUCUACAUCUGUGAAAGCACCUUUGUUCACUUACAAAAGGAGCUAGCUGUACAUUCAGUACCAGAAAUAAGAAAGUAAGGCGAAUCACAGUGUACGAUAAUGUCCGUUCUCCCUUGAAACCACACUUUAGUGCCAUUAUAUAAUUAUAUUUUGUGGUUUGCAAGAAAUGCUGCUAUAUAUGUUGCAUUGACUCACGUGACCCAUUUUCAUUUAAGGAAUUAAUAUUGAUGUAUUGACCAUUGAUUCUCACUUGCCUCUCUGCCCAAAGUUAUUGCCAUUCUGUGAAUGAAGUAGUUUGACAAUCUGGGACCAUAAAUCGAGAGUGGAAGUUGCCAUACUGACCCUAUAAGACAGUUGCCAUAUCUUUUCAAACGCCAAAGAUUUUCUUUCAUUGAGUUGCAUAUUCCACUGACUGUGAAAGCUAUAUGUGUCUGCAUAUUCCACCAGUAAAAGUGUUGAGGACUGUCCUAAUGUUUUUGGCUGUGUGCUACCAUUAAAAGUGGAGUCUGCCUUUUGUGUGUUUCGUAUGCCGUAUUUCAACAAAAAUGUGGGGGGAAAAGAAUUACAAGCAAAUUAAGCCAAUCUCUCUCAGACUAUAAAUGUUUCUCUGUGUUGGACUCUGUGUAGAUGUGUUUUCAUGCCAUGGUGUAAUAGUAAUUCUGAAUACCGGGUUUGUUUAUGAAUAUCCCGCUCAUGUCAUUUCUCCUUAUUAAGUAAUUCAAUUAUAUUUGUAAAAUGUGUAUUUUUCUCUGCAGUACUGUAUUUCCCUGAAUAGAUAUCAUUGUCAUAUUUUUAAUCAUCAAUUAUUAAAAAAUUAUUUUUAUAUAUGCUUUGGGUAGGAAGUAUUCUGAGCUCAUUCACACGGAUUAUACAGUACGUGUGCGGUGUUACUUGUUGCCAUAUCUUUGUUUUCUGUUGUGUGGUCUGUUUGUUCUUGCCAUAAUUGACAGGGUGAUUUUGACUUUAAAUCGAGUGAGUGUGCAUUCCUUUAAAACUUUGCAUACAAGACCAGCGAGUUCAGUUUCAAGACAUGAGAAUGUGUCGGGUUUUAACACAACCAGGGUGAGGGCUGUCAGAGAAUCACUAUGAUUAAUAAAGAGAAAUGAUGUUUGCCGUUGCUUGAAAAUGUCUUGCAUUUUUACAUGCGCUUAAUUUAUGAGUGAUAAAACAUUUUAAGCUUUCAAGUGAUUAAUAUUUAUGUUUCAAAACCAAAAAUUAUUAGUUAAAAUUAUUAUUAUAAUAAAUUGGUAUUAAUAGGGAAAGGGAAACUGAUGUUUUGGGAUGCUAUUUUGUCAUUGUCAAACAAACAAGUAUUCAGUCAUGUUGAACUGUAGUGCUGUACAGUAAAUGUCAGUAAUAAGUUCAAUGUUCAUAAAGACUCAGAAUCCCUUAAUAAAACUGAAUGAUCUCACCUUUAGUUUAUUUAUGUUUCCUAAACGUUUCGGAUUCACUGUUGAUGUGAACCUGGUUGUUUGCCCUUCAUAAUCCUUCAUGAGUAGAGAGAGAGAAAACAAGUUAUCUGAAUUUUCCUGUUGCUUUCUUGGCUUUAUUUAAUUGAUUCAAUUCGUAAUGGUUCAUGUUGACUUUCAGUGAAUUGUUUGUCUCAGACAGAACAUUCUUACCUGAAAUAUUACACUUUUAACAUGCAGAAGAGCCUCGUUCAUUUACUGUCCUGAAUAUAACGGUUAUCAGUGGGUUGCAGUAUUUUCUCAUUGUAGCCAAUUUCUUGUACAGUUUUAUGCAAAUUUCACAUGGAUGUUUAUGACUAUCUGCUGCCACAAACGGUUUAGAAUUUCUGUAGAUAGAAAUUACUGUGCAAUGGAAAAUAAAAACUAUUUAAAAAUC